CAAAAACGUCAAACAACCAUAACCCCACUUAAUUAGGUUAAGUUCAUUAUUUAAUCGUUACAAGAAAACAACAAACAACAUGCCUUUUAUGAUAGGCCGCGCUCCUAUCAGGAGAACCAUCAAAUACCUGGAAUCCGGCAGGUUAGUUUUGAAAGAUAAAAUAAAAAUCCUGACCGUUAAUUACAACACACACGGGGAAACUCACGCAGGCACAAAGAACUUCGUUUUCUGGCAUCUCCCGCAGAUCCAAUACAAAAAUCCCGAAGUGCAAAUUGCUACGUUGAGGAACAUGACCCCCACACCGUUCGUUCGAUGCUUCUACGAUACCGGCGAGCAAAUGCUGAUAGACACCUUCGAUCGAUCCAAAGACGAAAUCUACGAGCACCUGAUCGAAGUUAUAGGCAAGACGAGGGAAUUAUUGGACGCCGAAGCGGUGGCGAAAGAGAAGAAAGACAACCCGGCCAAUUUCGGCAGGGACUGCGAACGGUACUGCAUCUGCGAAGUACCAGGCCAGCUGCCCUGCCCCGGAACCUGCCCCAUGCCGAAAGAAUGGCGGGGGAAGUACAAAUUUAACAAAUCUGUCGAUUAGGAUCUACUGUAAUUAGUUUAUUAUUAAAUUAUAUUCGAAAAU
Messenger RNA from Phyllotreta striolata, 631 nucleotides. Lineage: Eukaryota; Metazoa; Arthropoda; Insecta; Coleoptera; Chrysomelidae. The record is from the annotation of a GenBank genome assembly.